GGUGGAGGUUGGAGGAGGUGCUGGCGGGGAACGGGAGCUAGAUGAGUUCCUGUCAGGUACUCAGGUACUAUUUCUAUCAGGUUGAUAUGUCAGACCUCUCCCCAGAGGAGCAGUGGAGGGUUGAGCACGCACGCAUGCAUGCCAAGCACCGCGGCCAUGAAGCCAUGCAUGCUGAAAUGGUCCUCAUCCUCAUCGCUACUUUGGUGGUGGCCCAGCUGCUCCUGGUGCAGUGGAAACAGAGGCACCCCCGCUCCUACAAUAUGGUGACCCUCUUUCAGAUGUGGGUUGUUCCCCUCUAUUUCACAGUGAAGCUGCAUUGGUGGAGGUUCCUAGUGAUCUGGAUCUUGUUCUCUGCUGUCACAGCUUUUGUCACCUUCCGAGCCACCCGAAAACCACUAGUACAGACAACCCCAAGGUUGGUUUAUAAGUGGUUCCUGUUGAUCUAUAAAAUCAGCUAUGCCACUGGCAUUGUUGGCUACAUGGCUGUCAUGUUUACCCUCUUUGGUCUCAAUUUAUUAUUCAAGAUCAAACCAGAAGACGCCAUGGACUUUGGCAUUUCUCUCCUCUUUUAUGGCCUCUAUUAUGGAGUUCUUGAGCGAGACUUUGCAGAAAUGUGUGCAGACUACAUGGCAUCUACCAUAGGGUUCUACAGCGAGUCGGGCAUGCCUACCAAACACCUCUCGGACAGUGUGUGUGCCGUGUGUGGGCAGCAGAUCUUUGUGGAUGUCAGUGAAGAGGGCAUCAUCGAGAACACAUAUAGGCUGUCUUGCAAUCACGUAUUCCACGAGUUCUGCAUCCGUGGCUGGUGCAUCGUGGGAAAGAAGCAGACGUGUCCCUACUGCAAAGAGAAGGUAGACCUCAAGAGGAUGUUCAGCAACCCCUGGGAGAGGCCUCACGUCAUGUAUGGGCAACUGCUGGAUUGGCUUCGGUACUUGGUAGCCUGGCAGCCUGUCAUCAUUGGCCUGGUGCAAGGCAUCAACUACAUCCUGGGCCUGGAAUAGCCAGGAAGAAGAGCAUCUGCCCGCUACGGACCUCAGGGCACUCUCCUCCCUGCCCUCCAAGACUUCCUGGGUGGGAAGGACUCAAAAGGGACCCUUGGGCCACUCAGGACCCCUCCGGCUGUGCCCGGGCUGGGGAGGGAGAUGAUGGAGAGCCAGCCAGUGGGGCUGUCAGCAGUGGGGGCUUUUUAAAAGAAAACUAUUUUGAUGACUAUAUUUAAAAACCUUUUUUAUUGUGAAGCAUAGGAAUUGCCCCAACUCCUCCAGGCCUCGCCCUCCUUGCUUGAGCACGGCAGGAGCAGAGCCACAUUUUUGGUUUAAAGGAGCCUUCUCAUCUCUGGCUGAGAGCCUCAGCCUCCCUGCCCGCCACCCCCCCAGCCCUUCCUUCCCUCUGUGGGGCUCCAGCCUGCUUCACUCCGUGUGGGAGAGGUCAUGGGCUCUGCCUCGUACCACAGAUGCACGCUGCGGGAGGGGGAGGUGCCUUCCUUCUUCCCUGUCUGGGCCCCGCAGUCGGUGUUGUGUCCGAUUCUGUCUUCCCUUGUCCAGGACCCGUAGACUGGUUUAGGCAAGUGGAACCUUGUCCUGACUUUUCCAGGGAGGGAAGCCCUGGGAUCUCACAGUUCACUGAGGAUUUGUUUGGGGGCAGCAGCUUGGGUAACCUGCCCCCAGCCAAGAACAGAGUCUGUCUGUGUGUAGUUGGGCCAUGGGGACUAUUAUUGGCAGCAGUGAUUGAAGGCGUCUUGUGCAAUCUGACCCUUUAGCCUGGAAGUGGUGACACGCGCCAAAAGCCACUCUGCCACAUCACUUCCUUCCUGGAAAGCGUGCGUGAGAGUGUGUGUGUGUGUCUGUUUGUGUGCCGCAGUAGAGCUAUGACAGAUAGGACUUCUCCCUGUCAUCAGUGUUCCCUUGAAGCUGCCAGGGGAUUCCCAGCCCAGGGAAUAGCCCUCUGUCAACUUCCACAUUUGUGGGUCCUGCCUGGGCCUGGCAGCAGGGGUGGUGGUGGGUGGGAAGAGAAGAGGGCAAGGCCCAGGCAAGUGUGGGUUCUAAAAAGAGGUUCCAGGUAGGCCCCAGCCCUGGCCCUAGGAGUUUUGAAGGAAGUGGGAGGGCAAACAUGGGCCUCCAGCACUGGGUUCCUAGGGAAUGUGGCCCAGCUGGGCCUGCCCUUCAAGCACAGCAAGAGCCAAGCAGGAUCUUGUCACUCCAUUCUGAAUAAAGCUCCAUGAGCUGGGUUGGAAAGCUGAACAUCCAUCUUGCUUUAUUCUUCCCUGGGGUCCCUGGGAGUGCCUUGCCUUUGGUGCCUUUUGCUGUUCCCAUUUGAGAGCUGGAUCCUAGGGGUGGCUGGCCCCUUACCUGUGGGAAUGGUGGGAUACCAGACUCCUGUCCUGUGGCCGAAGGGCUCUGGAGCAUCACUGGGUGACUCUCUCCUCACCACCUGAGGUGAAGUCUGUGCCCUGCCUGCUACCAACACACCUCCUGGGCCACCCUCGACUUUGGCUUUUCUCAUCCGGCUGUGGCUUCCCCUGGUCCCCCACUGGUCAUGUCAGUGGGCCCAUCCUCAGUGGAAUGGGGACCAGUUGAAGGGUCCAGGGAUCAUCCUUUCACUCUUGUCCCCCCUACACGUCAGGCUCAUGUGAGAAGCCGAGACCAGGCUGUCCAAGGCUCUCUUUUCAUACUUCAGCAAGUCUGGGUCCCUUGUCCUCCCCAUAGCCCGACUCUUACCUUGGUUCCACUCCAAGGUGGAGUCCUCUCUCCUCUCCCUCCCAUUCCCCAAUGCCAUCCCCAAAAGACUGUGUCUCAGAAGCCCCAAGCAGCCUUGCCUCCUGACCUAACAGCUGGAGAUACUGGCGUUCCCAGGGAGGAGUUUCGUGAUGCAUCCUCCAAACCGAGCUCCAUCUCCUGGCUUCCCUGGCUCUGUCCCCAGCAUCCCAUCCCCCUGAUCAGAGACCACAAACCUCAGACACUUGGCUCUUGUCCUUCAUGCUUGAUCUGUGUGUGGACUGGGUCACCUGUCCUGGUCUUUCUGCUUCCACAGACACUGGCACGACUCCGAUCAUG
Neomonachus schauinslandi (Hawaiian monk seal) is the source of this 3053-nucleotide messenger RNA. It is a transcript of the gene RNF121, whose product is annotated as ring finger protein 121. Gene Ontology annotation, cellular component: Golgi membrane; endoplasmic reticulum membrane. Lineage: Eukaryota; Metazoa; Chordata; Mammalia; Carnivora; Phocidae. The transcript is spliced from 10 exons. The record is from RefSeq and is a predicted model, not a curated record. Gene Ontology annotation, molecular function: ubiquitin protein ligase activity; metal ion binding. Bases 42 to 1001 code for a protein of 319 amino acids.